GUCGGCUGCCGCUGUUUGACAGGUCACAGUGAUGAUCUCUCAGAUCACCCCGAAUCUAUACCUGUGUGGAGUGGAGGCUGUGAAUCGGUUAGCCCUGGAGCACAGAGGCGUGACUUUGCUGGUGAACGCCUGCGCUGAAUAUUCCUGUCCUGAGUAUCAGGUGAAAUGCAUUUGGGUGCCGGUGGAGGACCGUCCUCACGCUCCUCUGGACCAGCACUUUGACAGCGUGGCUGAGCAGAUCCAGCAGAACCACACUGGAAGCUCGCUGGUGUUCUGCUCGGCCGGGAGAAGCAGGUCUCCGUCUCUUAUCAUGGCGUAUCUCAUACGGUAUGAAGGACUCUCACUGCUUCAGGCUCAUCAGCGGGUUCUGGCAGCACGGCCCUUCAUCCGGCCAAAUGCGGGCUUUUGGAGACAACUGCUUCAGUAUGAGAAGAAACUCACCCACAGCAACAGCAUCAGGAUGGUGGCUACGUCACAGGGCGUCCUACCUGAGGCCAUCCAGCUCACACAGGACUCGUCAUACUCCCUUAAUGUAUAACUCAAGAGGACAUAUUGAACUGGAUGUAUUUAUAUAACAUGUGUGUGAGUGUGUUUUUGUGUUUUAAAACACUUGAUAAUAUACAAAUCAAAAGAUCAUAACACU
Molecule: messenger RNA, 643 nt
Organism: Labeo rohita (rohu)
Lineage: Eukaryota; Metazoa; Chordata; Actinopteri; Cypriniformes; Cyprinidae
Product: dual specificity protein phosphatase 14
Biological process (GO): protein dephosphorylation
Cellular component (GO): cytoplasm
Molecular function (GO): protein tyrosine/serine/threonine phosphatase activity
Source: RefSeq, a predicted model, not a curated record